UUCUCAUCCUCUAUCCGAGGCAAACCAGCACAGCCUCACAUGGACCCAAGACUUUAACGUCGCAUCAAGACUCUUUAAAUAGUUCAGUUCGGAAACACAAAGAAGUGGUUUGAUCAGAGCGGUUCACGGGAUCCUGCGUGCGUUUUAGUUAAAGCAGUCAUUCAAGAAGAUUGCAGUUGGGCUUUUACGAGUACAGACGAGUGUUAUCUACGAUUUCUUUGCUAAAGACUUCUUAAGAGGAAUAAUGAGGAACAUUUGGAUAUUCCUGACAUUUGCAUCAGUUUUCUUCCUUUCCAGCGAAAGGGUGCUGGUCUCAGGUCAGUCCCCUGGUGAUGAUCUGUAUCUGUAUGGGCAGCAGUCUGGUGACUACCCUUUAGAUGAUGAUGACUUCACCUCUGGUUCAGGAUCUGGUUUCAGUGAUACAGAUGAUGAUGAGGAUACUUCCACAGUAAAUGUGCAGUAUCCAGAAUUCAAUCCAGGUUCCACACAGGAGCCUGUUUACACCAGCAGCCCCAGUCUGGAGUCCUCAACGUCCAGAGAGGUGGAGAGAAUCGACAUCGAGACGUUCAUUGACACGGACCUGGAUACAGAGUUUUCUGAAUAUCAGACAGAAAAGCCCCAGGUCACUGUUGAAGCCACUAGCUCACCGAGUGGUGUACAAGAUGCUGACCAACUGCAUGAGGUUCGCACAGAAAAUCUCUUCCAGAGGACAGAAGUGCUGGCAGCGGUUAUAGCUGGGGGAGUGAUUGGCUUCCUGUUUGCCAUCUUCCUCAUCCUCCUCCUGGUGUACCGUAUGAGAAAGAAGGAUGAGGGUAGCUAUGACCUCGGAGACCGCAAGCCGCCCAGCUCGGCCUAUCAGAAGGCUCCAAGUAAAGAGUUCUAUGCCUGAAUGACCAAUCAUUGCCAACAGCAACAUCCUUAUGACAACCAUCUCCUCUCCAAGAAUAACCUGGGUCGGUUGCACCUUGAAGAGAUGUUUUUACAGGGAGCCUGUAUCUAAAUAAUGUAACAAAGUAAUUUUGCUUCACAAAGCCAACCAAGGCUUUUAUUUUCUGUUUUGGGGUCAAAAAUGGCAAACAUUUUUUUCUAUGGUUUUUGAAUUGUUGCAAAACAAAUGUUUGAAAGUCAUUUCUUCGCAGGUUAUAGUCAUUGACUACUUUGUAACAGUAGACGAAUGUUAUGUUGAACAACAAGACAAUUCAGAGAUGGAAAUUAUGGGUUAUAAAUUUGCUCUAUCUGAUACCUUUAAUUUUUCACUGAUUACAUUUCAGUAGCUUGUGAUCUCAAUGUUGACUUUAAUAAUUUAGUUUUCAUCUCUGUGUGGAUGAAAAAGCUUUCUGUUUUUGUAAACAUGUUCUUUCUUCUGUGUGCUUCAUGAAUGUUUGCCUUUUGUCUGGCCAUUAAUCAAAGCAUUACAAAAAAAACCCACAGCAUUUAUAUUUAGACAUAUUUUGUCAUUUCAUGUAUUUUAUUUUUCUAUUGUAAUGGGUACAGUGUUGAAGUCCCUGAAAGCUCAAAUUCUACUUAUCUUGAAGCCAAGAACACAUUCCGAUAUGCUUGUAUCUCUCUCUCUCUCUCUCUCUCUCUCUCUUAUGCAGGAUCUUCCUUAAGUACAAUCUGAAUACUUUAUUAGGUUUAAGCAUGAAAAUUGAUAAUUGCACAACAACUCUUUAAUACCUAGUUACCCUAUAGUUACAGAAAAGCAUCUUUCCGUGAGUGUUUUCAGAUGAAGUAUUGUAAGUUUGGUAGGUUGCACAGAAUGUUUAUGAGUUAAAGUGAAAGAUGGCAGUAUUACUGAUUUCAACGCCCACACGGGUUUCCAAUCGACACAUUUUCAACGCUCACUGUUGACUGAAUGACUUAAUGAAGGCCCUUUUUCUUUCACAAUAUUAACCUUUGUGUGGAAGCGGAUUUAAAAAUGAACUCUCUCAUGUUCUGCUGAAUGUCUCUGACCUUCCAAAGAGUGUUGGUUACAUUGAUGGUGAAUAAUAGUGUGGACCACAUGUGCUCAUUUUUACUCUCUCCUUAUCAUGUGCAUUUCCUUUCAAGAUCAUUUAGUCGAUGACGUCUCUGUAUAUGUUAAUAUACGAUAAUUUAUAGAAUAUAAUUAUUUAUAUACUACAUAUUAUAUGUAAUAUGUUAGUUAAAAUCUAUGAAAAUGUAUAUUCACAAAUGUUUUAGAAACCCUUGAAGUGCCUACUGUUCUGAAACAGAUCUACAGGGAUUUGACGACAUUUGUGCAUCAGAACGGAGUUAAAAGUUGGAACUGGAGAAAUGUGAUAAUGUCACAGAAUUACAGAAACAGUAUUGUAUUUCAAAACACUACUGAAUAAACAUUUUCUCAUGGUAUUUUAA
Triplophysa dalaica is the source of this 2355-nucleotide messenger RNA. RefSeq names its product syndecan-2-B-like. The transcript has 5 exons. NCBI's taxonomy places the organism in Eukaryota, Metazoa, Chordata, Actinopteri, Cypriniformes, Nemacheilidae. Gene Ontology annotation, cellular component: membrane; cell surface. The record is from RefSeq and is a predicted model, not a curated record. Gene Ontology annotation, biological process: cell migration. Bases 245 to 889 code for a protein of 214 amino acids.